AUGGAGAGGCUCCUCUUCUCUCUGCUCCUGCUCAGUUUGACUGUGAAGGCUCAGCUUUGUCCAAAGCGCUGCAUCUGCCAAAACCUCUCCCCUUCCCUCUCGAUCCUCUGUGCCAAAACUGGGCUCCUCUUUGUGCCUCCAUUUAUCGACAGGAGGACGGUGGAGCUGCGCCUAACCGACAACUUCAUUACCACGGUGAAGAGGAAAGACUUUGCCAACAUGACGAGCCUUGUCCACCUCACGUUGUCGAGGAAUACAAUCAGCCAGAUCAUGCCUUUCACUUUUGGUGACCUCCGAGGUCUUCGAGCUCUACACCUGGAUAGUAACAGGCUGACCAGAGUCAACCACGAGCACUUCAAUGGCCUAGUCAAUCUCCGACACCUGAUCCUUAGCAACAAUCAGCUGCAUUACAUUGCAGCCAACUCAUUUGAUGACUUUAUCUUAUCUCUUGAAGAUCUGGAUCUCUCCUACAACAACCUAGAGAAUCUGCCUUGGGAAACUAUUGGAAAAAUGACAAAUGUUAACUCCCUCAGUCUGGACCACAACCUGAUUGACUUUGUUCCUGAAGGGACAUUUUCCAAUCUUCACAAAUUGGCUCGAUUGGAUAUGACAUCCAACAAACUUCACAAGUUACCUCCUGAUCCCCUCUUUCUAAGAGUCCAAAUGUUUGCAAAGACAAAAGGCUCCCCACUCUCUUCUCUGGUACUUAGCUUUGGUGGAAAUCCAUUGCACUGUAACUGUGAGCUACUCUGGUUGAGACGCCUCACAAGGGAGGAUGAUCUGGAAACUUGUGCCUCGCCACCUCACUUAAUGGGUAAAUAUUUCUGGUUCAUCCCUGAGGAGGAAUUUACUUGCGAUUCUCCACUCAUCACACGACAUACUUCUAAAACGUUUGUCAUGGAAGGUCAGCAGGCGACGUUGAAGUGUAAAGCAGUGGGAGACCCUGACCCAUUCAUUCACUGGAUCUCACCAGAUGAACGACUGAUCUCGAAUUCAUCCAGGGCCAUCACCCGUGAGAAUGGAACCCUGCAUAUCCUAAUUGCCACCCCAAAAGACAGUGGCACGUUCACCUGCAUUGCCUCCAACGCUGGUGGCGAGGCCAUGGCCCAAGUGGAGUUGAUUGUGAAUCCUCUACCCCAUUUUGCCAACAGCACAAAUAACAUCAAGGAACCAGAUCCCGGUUCAUCUGACAUCACCACUUCUGCCAAGUCAGGUUCCCCACCAGUAGCUAACGACACAAAAACCACGCAGGAGAAGAAGGUCAUUGCAACUGACCUCACAUCGUCCUCCGUACAGAUUCGUUGGCCCUCACAGCGAAAUAUUCCAGGAAUCCGAAUGUACCAAGUCCAGUAUAAUAGCUCGUCUGAUGAUGUACUUGUCUACAGAAUGAUUCCAUCUUCUAGCAAAACGUUCAUUGUGAAAGACUUAGUCGCUGGGCGAGACUAUGACCUGUGCGUUCUAGCUGUCUAUGAUGAUGGGAUUACCACUUUGACUGCAACACGAGCUGUGGGCUGUGUACAGUUCACCACAGAGAAGGAGUACACACAGUGUCAAUCCAUGCAUACCCAGUUCCUUGGUGGGACCAUGAUCAUCAUCAUUGGUGGCAUCAUUGUGGCCUCUGUAUUGGUCUUCAUCAUCAUCCUUAUGAUCAGGUAUAAAGUCUACAAUAACACUGGGGAACACAAGACUAAGGUCAGUAACGUCUACUCACAGACCAAUGGAAGUCAGAAUGGGGCCAUGCCACCAUCAACCUCAAAACGAAUGGAAAGUCGAGAGGAACAUGUCCAGGAGAUGUUGCCAGAUGCUCCCAAAGGAACAUUGGCUGUGGCUUUAACUACAGAUUAUGAUAAAGUCUCUGUCACUCAAAGCCCAUCUUUUCCCACAGAGGAUAUAACUCCUCAUAAGCGAAGGAGAACUCGGACAGAGCUGCUGAAAGAUGCGCCAUUCCCUUCAAAGGAGAUUCAAGGGGAGGACCAAGGUAGCACAUCAACAAAACUGCAAAUUCCCAAUUUCUUUGAAGAUUACGUGUAAAGAAAACAGCCAAAUUCUACAAACUGUCAUAAUUCUAGUGUUGUUCACAGGUAGUCUGGGGUGUUAUAUAUAAACCAAAAAUGCUGGAAAUACUCAACAGGGCAGACAAUAUCUGCAGAGAGACAAACAGUCAAUGUUUCACAUCAGCGAUGGCCCCUCUACAGUCUGGGCUCUUCAAUAAGUACCUGCAGAGAAAGGCUGACCUUAGGGAUCAGAAGAACCACACAAUUACUGUCUGACAUUUUUCCAUUUUUACAGAUAUAUAUAUUUUUGAUACCUUGAAGUAUGAUGUUUGAAGAUUGCCUGAAAUUCUAGAUGCAAAACGUCUGCAGAAAUAUAAAGAUGUGUACAACCACUGAGGAAGGAAGAUUUAUUUUCAGCGAAAUCAUUAAUGUGUGGCGCAUCAAAUACUGCGGAUGCUGCAAAUCUGAAUCACAGCCA
Molecule: messenger RNA, 2472 nt
Organism: Rhincodon typus (whale shark)
Lineage: Eukaryota; Metazoa; Chordata; Chondrichthyes; Orectolobiformes; Rhincodontidae
Product: leucine-rich repeat and fibronectin type III domain-containing protein 1-like protein
Exons: 2
Coding region: 1-2031 (676 amino acids)
Molecular function (GO): protein binding
Source: RefSeq, a predicted model, not a curated record